Rhizoctonia solani is the source of this 2709-nucleotide messenger RNA. Its product is annotated as vacuolar protein sorting-associated protein BRO1. The transcript has 16 exons. The record is from RefSeq and is a predicted model, not a curated record. The coding region runs from base 1 to 2709 and encodes 902 amino acids. Gene Ontology annotation, molecular function: protein binding. Gene Ontology annotation, cellular component: endosome. NCBI's taxonomy places the organism in Eukaryota, Fungi, Basidiomycota, Agaricomycetes, Cantharellales, Ceratobasidiaceae.
AUGCCCAAUCAACUAUCGAUUCCUUUUAAACAGACGUUACCGGUCCAAAUCAAGGAGGCGGUUCAGUCAUACAUUGAAUUUAACCACUCAGAAUCACACCCUGACGCAUUCAGAUGGGAUAUAUCACGGUGGGAGGAACUUAGGAAAGAUGGAGUAGGAGGCUACGUACACGUUAAUCGGGUCGAUGCUACACUUCUGUAUCAUGCACAUCUCGUUUUACUCCUUACCAAAUUUCCUGCUAAUAUAGGAUUGACCGUUAUAUACGAACCAGCGUUUCCAUCGCUAAUGCGACGGGUCUGUUCAGUCGAAGAUCUCACGUUUGAACGUGCCUGCGUUCUAUUCAAUCUUGCGGCUCUAUAUUCUCAGCUUGGAACAGCCGCCGGUAGGAGCACUACAGAAAGCAUCAAAAUUGUGGCUGCACACUUUCAGAAUGCUGCAGGCGUGCUACAAUACCUAUCGAAGGAAGUUAUUUCCACUUUGGCAUCCUCUCUGGGUCAAGCAGCCCCUGUUCCAUCAGAGCUGUUAGAGCCAUCUCUCAAAUCUUUGGAAUAUCUUAUGCUUGCGCAAGCUCAAGAAUGCUACUGGCAAAAAGCAUCUAUGGAAGAAAACUACAAGGACGGGACGCUAGCCAAACUUGCCAAACAGGUCGCUGUCCACUAUGAAAGUGCAAUAUCAGCUGCAGCAACCGUCUCUCCUUCGUCAUUUCCCCAAGAGUGGGUAAACCACCUGACCUUGAAGAAGCACCACUUUGAAGGCGUAGCUCAGUAUAGACAAAGUCGGAGCGAUCUUCUAUCCCAUAAGUAUGGCGUUGAACUGGGUCGAUUGAGGAUCGCCCAAAACGAGGUCAAGCAAGGCCUUGAGCGAGCAUCCAAGGGCGUCGCAAAGGCGGUAAUAGACGAUGUCAAGAGUCUGGCCAAAGCCCUGGAGGCUAACUUUAGCCGUGCACAGAAAGAUAAUGACCUUAUAUACCACCAGAACGUCCCGCCCGAGUCAACCAUUGAACCUAUCACAGGCGUGAACAUGGUGAACAGCGUGAUUGACAAUAAGCUGAAGGACCCCUCCUUGGUGAUUGGCAAUACAGAUAAUGCUCUUUUCACUGGACUCGUUUCGCAUGGUGUAAGGAUGGCUAUUGAGGUGUAUAUCGAUAGGAGAGACAACUGGAUCAAGGAGGAGGUCGAAGGAAUUGUCAAGCAGAUGGACGCGGACGUCACCAGGCUUUUGCAGCGACUAAACCUACCUGGCUCCCUUGAUGCACUCGACAAGCCGGCUGGUCUACCCUCAAGUCUCCUGCGUCGAUCUGAAGAGAUUCGAUCGAUGGGUGGAACAGACGCGCUACAAGCCUUGGUUGACGAAGUUCAAACACUGGGAAGGUCUGCCAGUGGAAUUCUCGAAGAGGCUUCGACUGGCCUCACGUAUCAAAGCGUCAAUCUAUCACAGCCCACGGCGCCUGGUCCUGUCAAGUCGACAGAGUUUAAUCUAGCUAACAAAGCAUUUGAUAUACUUGACAAUGAGGCAUCAGAAGAUGAGACCUUCUUUGCCCAAUUACCUGAGGAUGGGGCACAAAUCGCGACGCAAUCUGGCUACUUUGCAUCCCACAUAGCCAACAAGAGCUUGACCGCAAAGGCCGACAGCUACAGGCAGAUUCUUGAUAAUGCUGCGUCCAGUGACGCGACCGUCAGAAACAAAUGGGAAGAAUGGGAGGAGAAUGUCACCGUCUUAUGCUCCAACCCGGACGAGAUGGAAAGUAUGGUACCCUCCCAUGCAACUAGCCAAUCCACUCAGUCCGCUCAGGCGCAUACAUACGCACGUGCUAUACGCGCCGCAUUGGAGGACCUUGAUGAUCUUCGAAACACCCGCGCACGAUGCGUCGAGUCCGCGCGACAGCGUGCUGGUACAGACGAUAUCAAACCUCGUAUUGUACGCGAGGCCGCAGGGUUGGCGCGCUGGAUAGAAGUAAAGCCAGCGAUGUUUGAGUCCACGAUGGAAGAAGAAUUGGGUAAAUUUGAUCGGUACAAGGAGAGCGUGGAAGAGGGUAGGACAAAGCAGGAGGAGCUCCUGAUCAAAGUAGAGCAAUUGAAUCAACUCCUUAUCCAAUCACGGACUGACGACCCAGUACUAAAGCAGCGAGAGGCUGCCCUGCAGUCCCUCGAUUUGGCAUAUCAUCGUUACCUCGAGGUACUAUCUAACGUGACCGAGGGAUCUAAGUUCUAUACUGAUUUUUCGGCACAUUUGAACGCAUUUCAAGAUGAAUGUGCUCGUUGGAGUGAACUACGCCAUCGCCAACGCGGGGAGCUUUUGGAGCUACUAAAUCAACUAGCUCGCGCGACGAAAAAGUCAAAAUCUAAACUGCGUGCCGAUGCGGGCGAUAAGGGGGAGCCGAUUGAAUCUCCACCUUACCCCGCUGUAUCGUCACAGCAAAUAACCUCGACACAGCCGGGGUCUGAAGUUAUCGAGCAAUCUAGCCAGAAGGCUUUGGAACACCCAGCGUCUCCCAUCGCUACACUCUCGCGUCCUGUUUCCCCCCAUCCACCUCCGGUCGCACUUCAAUCUACCCCAAAGGGGUUCGCGUUACCAGCUCCCAACUCGUCUGAAUGGGAAGCUGUAGACUUACCUCCUCCGCCUAGUGCUAGAAAAUCCGCCCGAUCCAAAGCAGCAGAAGAAGCAUCAACUCCAAGGCGAAAGACCCGGUCUAAGACUGUAGCUGAAUGA